AUGACGAUAUGGGAUACUCUCACUGGGCGGAAGUCCACCUCUCCGACAACGCAGACCACUCCCACCUCAACCUUCGACGAUAACGCCUCUUCCUCAUCCGCUUCCCCCUUCACGUCUGACACCAUCUCCGCACCUACAACAAGCUUCAUGUUUGACGCCGCUUCAUUGCAUCCUCUCGCCAAUGUCAACCAAGAUACUCUAGACUAUUUGACACUUGAAGACUCCGUUCUCUCAGACUUGCCCGGCUCGCGUAGCGCGCUGCCAUCUCGAGGAUGGAGUGAUGAUCUAUGCUACGGAACCGGCGUCACAUAUCUCUCAGCACUCACAGUCGGUGGUGCGUGGGGCUUGGCAGAAGGAUGGAAUCGAAGUCCGGUCACAGCAACGCCACGCCUAAGAAUGAAUUACGUACUCAACGCAGUAACGAGACGGGGUCCUUUUCUGGGAAACUCCGCCGGCGUGAUUGCUAUGGUCUACAAUGGUAUCAACUCCACGAUAGGAUAUGCACGCGGACGCCAUGACGCGGCGAACAGCAUCGUUGCAGGGGGCCUCAGUGGAAUGGUUUUCAAGAGUACCCGAGGCCUCAAGCCAAUGCUGAUUUCCGGUGGCAUUGUCGCAAGCAUUGCUGGUGCAUGGGCGUUGACUCGGAAGACUUUUUUUGACAAUGAAGAGUAA
This is a messenger RNA of Pseudovirgaria hyperparasitica, 672 nucleotides long. Its product is annotated as putative mitochondrial import inner membrane translocase subunit TIM23. Lineage: Eukaryota; Fungi; Ascomycota; Dothideomycetes; Acrospermales; Acrospermaceae. Gene Ontology annotation, biological process: protein import into mitochondrial matrix. The record is from RefSeq and is a predicted model, not a curated record. Gene Ontology annotation, cellular component: mitochondrial inner membrane; TIM23 mitochondrial import inner membrane translocase complex. Gene Ontology annotation, molecular function: transmembrane protein transporter activity. The coding region runs from base 1 to 672 and encodes 223 amino acids. The transcript has 3 exons.